UGCGGGGCAACUUGUCUCUAUUCAUCUCCCUCCACCUGGCGACAAAGACCAACACCUCCUCCUCCUCCCAUCCCUCCCCACCCCUUACACCCCAGUACCUCCUACCAACACCGCCACCAUGGUCCUCCAAGACCUAGGCCGGCGCAUCAACACCGCCGUCACCGACCUCACCCGCGCCCCGACCCUCGAUGAGAAGGCUUUCGACUCCAUGCUCCGCGACAUCGCCAACGCCCUCGCCGAAGCCGACGUCAACAUCCGACUCGUCGCCAACUUACGAAAGACCAUAAAGACUACGGUCAAGUUCUCCGAACUGCCUCCCUCCGCCAACAAAAAGCGCAUCAUUCAAAAAGCCGUCUUCGAUGCGCUCGUCGAUAUCGUGAACCCGCAUCAAACGCCGUACCAACCGAAGAAGGGAAAGAGUAAUGUCAUCAUGUUUGUCGGUCUGCAGGGAGCGGGCAAGACGACGACGUGCACGAAGUUGGCGCGGUGGUAUAUGGCGCGCGGUUUCAAAACGUGCUUAGUCUGUGCGGAUACGUUUCGAGCUGGCGCCUUCGAUCAGUUGAAGCAGAACGCGAUUAAAGCCAAGAUCCCUUACUACGGCAGCUUAACGCAAACGGAUCCUGUGGUCGUGGCGAGGGACGGCGUGGAGAAAUUCAAGAAAGAGCGGUUUGAGAUCAUCAUUGUGGAUACGAGUGGAAGGCAUCAUCAGGAGGAUGCGCUGUUCGCGGAGAUGGUGGAGAUCCAGAAUGCUGUGCAACCGCAACAGACGAUCAUGGUGCUGGAUGCUUCGAUUGGACAGGCGGCGGAAGCGCAGAGUAGAGCGUUCAAAGAAACGGCCGAUUUCGGUGCAAUCAUCAUAACGAAAACCGACGGCGCAGCAGCAGGAGGAGGCGCCAUCUCCGCCGUCGCGGCGACGCAUACACCCAUCGUCUUCAUUGGAACGGGAGAACAUUUACUUGACUUGGAGAAGUUCAACCCGCAGUCUUUCGUCAGCAAAUUGCUCGGUAUGGGCGACAUGCAAGGCCUCGUCGAGCACGUGCAGAGUUUGAAGCUGGAUCAGAAGGAAACGAUGAAGAACAUCUCGGAAGGCAAGUUCUCCGUCCGGGAUAUGCGGGAUCAACUGGGGAAUAUCAUGAAAAUGGGUCCCCUGUCGAAAAUGGCGGGGAUGAUUCCGGGACUGUCGAAUAUGAUGGGCUCUAUGGACGAUGAGGAGGGAAGCGUAAAGUUGAAGCGGAUGAUAUAUAUCUGCGAUUCGAUGACGGUGAAGGAGUUGGACUCGGAUGGGAAAUGUUUCGUGGAGCAGCCGAGUCGGAUGACGAGGGUUGCCCGCGGGUCAGGGACGAGUGUGCGCGAGGUGGAGGAGUUGUUGACGCAGCAUCGCAUGAUGGCGGGGAUGGCGAAGAAGAUGAAGGGCGGGAUGCAGAAUAUGCAGAAGGCGCAGGGGCAGCUGGGUGGGGCGAAUCGGCAGCAGCAGAUGGCGGCUAUGCAGAAGAGGUUGCAGAGUAUGGGCGGGGCUGGUGGCGGCGGGGCGGGAGGCAUGGGUGGGGGUGGGAUGCCGGAUAUGGCUAGUUUGAUGAAGAUGAUGGGCGGUGGUGGUGGGGGUGGGAUGCCGAAUUUGGGGGGGAUGGAUAUGCAGAAGAUGAUGGGUAUGCUUGGGGGAAUGGGAGGGGGUGGUGGCGGUGGUGGAGGGAGGAGGUGAGUGUGUACUUUUUGUUGGGUUGAGGUAUCAUUGGUGCAUAGCGUUGGAGCAGAGAGGUUAUGUUUUGGCAUAGCGAUGGUGUUUGGGAUUGAAUGUGGACGCUGUCGGUGCAUGACAUGGCGCUUGAUGAGGCAAGUCGCCCAGCUUAGCUUGUUGGGUUUUAGACACUCUUAGCCGGAGAUGGAUAGCAAUGUCCAUGGCUUGACCGCUUGAGCGACGUAUGAUAGUUCUACUCGUGAU
Baudoinia panamericana UAMH 10762 is the source of this 1939-nucleotide messenger RNA. RefSeq lists its product as uncharacterized. Gene Ontology annotation, cellular component: signal recognition particle, endoplasmic reticulum targeting; cytosol. Gene Ontology annotation, molecular function: GTPase activity; ATP hydrolysis activity; GTP binding. The record is from RefSeq and is a predicted model, not a curated record. Gene Ontology annotation, biological process: SRP-dependent cotranslational protein targeting to membrane; SRP-dependent cotranslational protein targeting to membrane, translocation. The transcript has a single exon. Lineage: Eukaryota; Fungi; Ascomycota; Dothideomycetes; Mycosphaerellales; Teratosphaeriaceae. Bases 119 to 1699 code for a protein of 526 amino acids.